Messenger RNA from Grosmannia clavigera kw1407, 762 nucleotides. RefSeq names its product peroxin 11c. Lineage: Eukaryota; Fungi; Ascomycota; Sordariomycetes; Ophiostomatales; Ophiostomataceae. The record is from RefSeq and is a predicted model, not a curated record. The transcript has a single exon. Bases 1 to 762 code for a protein of 253 amino acids.
AUGGCCCCCGCCAAGGGUCUCUCGCCCGCCCGCCUCGACGCCUUUCUCGUCCGCCUCAACACGGUCAUGCAGACGCCCUCGGGCAGCGACGCCGUCCUGGCGACGGUCUGCUACGGAGCUCGCACGGGCUCGGUGCUGCUGACGACGGCGGCCGGCCGCCAGCUUGCCGCCGAUGUCGCCCUUGACCUGGCCAAGCGUCUGCGUGCCCUCGGCGCGCUGGCGACCGAGCUGCGCAUGAUGACGCGACUGUGGGGCAUGCUGUCGAUGUACGUCUGGGCGCGACAGCUGCUGCAGCAGAUCAUGGCCAGGACCGCCAGCAAAAAGAAAGACCCCCUCGACUCUCUCGUCGCCUGGUCGCAGCUCGUCUCCUGCUCUGCCUACCAGAUGCUCGAAAACGUGGCCUAUCUGGCCCAGCGUGGCAUCCUGCCGCUCUCGUCCCAGGCCCAGACGGCCGCCUACCUCUGGAGCAGCCGCGCGUUCUGCGUCUACGUCGCCGUCGAGCUCGGCCGCCUCGCCGCCACCCUCGCUGCCAAGACCGCCAAAGCUGCCACCAGCAACUCCAAGACCGCCCAGGAUGACCUCCGCGCCGAGGUCCGAGAACUGCGCCGCAGCGCCGUCCGCUACAUGGCCUUUGCGCCCACCACCGUCCACUGGAGCAUGGAAAAGGGCUUCCUCGGCGAGUCUGGCGUCACCCUGCUCGGCUUCGUCCCCGCCGCCCUGCAGAUACACAAGGUCUGGUCCGACGCCGCAGGGAAGAGCUGA